GUGAGAGAGCGAGUGGGGAAGGCGUCGAGAAAGACGUUGACGUUGCGGUUGCGGCGUUUCCUCAUCUCCACAUCACCUCCACCAGCAGGCACCGGCGCAGUCCAGCCCACUGCGGCCGAGGAGAGCUACUUCCGUUCCGCAGAGGGCGACAAGGCAGCAGCCAGCCAGCCAGCCGGCGGAGGUCCAGACACAAAAGAGACUGGGUCCGGGUUCUUCUCCAAUCCAAACCGGAAUGUCGGAUGAGGAUUCUCGUGCCAGCACCAGCUCUUCGUCAUCGCCGCCGUCGUCCAGCCAGAGCAGACAGAAGGACACAUCUUGCAAGAAGAAGCGUGAGAGCAAAGCCAGCAUGAGCAAGACCUCCAAGCUGCUUUCCACCAGUGCCAAGAGGAUUCAGAAAGAGCUGGCUGACAUCACACUGGACCCGCCACCAAACUGCAGCGCCGGCCCCAAAGGAGACAACAUCUAUGAGUGGAGGUCCACCAUCUUGGGACCGCCAGGCUCCGUGUAUGAGGGGGGCGUCUUCUUCCUGGACAUUGCCUUCACGCCCGACUACCCUUUCAAGCCACCCAAGGUGACGUUCCGCACUCGGAUCUACCACUGCAACAUUAACAGUCAAGGCGUGAUCUGUUUGGACAUCCUGAAGGAUAAUUGGAGCCCCGCCCUCACCAUCUCCAAGGUGCUGCUGUCCAUCUGCUCCCUGCUCACAGACUGUAACCCAGGUAAGACAUGCCUACUGUUUAAAAUUUCUAUUACGAUGUGACCAAGUUCACACACACACACACACGGGGACCUACCAUCGUCACUGUUUUUAGAAAGCCCUGGAAGCUUGGUUUGGCGUAGCAACAGGAAUUUGGUAGGCAUGUGUUGACCCACAAAAAAGGCUCAAGAAUUUAUGCCUGAAGAGACAUGGGAAUCAACCGUUUUACGGCAAUUUGCACACUUCCAGGGAUCCUUCCAAUAGUUUGAAACGAGUCAUCUGACUUGGGAACAUGACCCAUAAUUCAGUCGGCCAUUUUGAUUUGUCAUUCGAGAGA
This is a messenger RNA of Hippocampus comes (tiger tail seahorse), 1034 nucleotides long. Its product is annotated as ubiquitin-conjugating enzyme E2 E1. Bases 233 to 760 code for a protein of 175 amino acids. Lineage: Eukaryota; Metazoa; Chordata; Actinopteri; Syngnathiformes; Syngnathidae. The record is from RefSeq and is a predicted model, not a curated record. The transcript has 6 exons.